Molecule: messenger RNA, 780 nt
Organism: Gongylonema pulchrum
Lineage: Eukaryota; Metazoa; Nematoda; Chromadorea; Rhabditida; Gongylonematidae
Source: the annotation of a GenBank genome assembly
AUGGAUCGCCGUUGCAUUUAUUAUCGCUUACCAUUGCUUGAGUCGGGUACAAUGGGUACCAAAGGCAAUACCCAAGUGCAUAUUUUGACACAGAUCGAGAGAGCACUGAUACAGGAGCGACCGAGCGGUCCGGAAGAUUGCAUCAAAUGGGCUCGACUCAAUUUUCAGGAAUAUUUCCACAAUGCAAUUGCGCAGCUGUUACACAUGUUCCCGGAGGAUCAGGUGACCGAUUUGGGGAUGAAGUUCUGGUCAGGCAGCAAGCGAUGCCCACAUGUCCUCGAAUUCAACCCACAAAAAGUUGAGGUGCCGGAGUUCAAGCCAAGAUCAAAUGUGAAGAUUGCUGUAACGGAGUCGGAAGCAAAACAGCUGGAAAAAUCUGAUGAUGAUGAUUGCGAUGCGCAGCUGCAGUCCGUUAUGGUAACCCUGGCAAAAAUGAACAAGAAAACAGUGCAGCGCCUGAAUGCAAUAGAUUUUGAGAAGGACGACGACACCAAUCAUCACAUGGAAUUCAUCACCGCUGCAUCGAAUCUGCGUGCUGAAAAUUACUCAAUUGCACCAGCCGAUCGUCUGAAGUGUGGAAAUGGUUACUUUACACUAUGGGAUCGACUUGAAGUGCAAGGACCCAAGAAAAUGAAGGAAUUGCUUCAGCUAAUUAAGGAAGAAUACAAUUUACAGGAAGAGACGGGAUUCGAUGUAUCCAUGGUAUCAUGUGGUGUAUCGCUUGUGUAUAGCUUCUUUUUGAGUAAUGAAAAGAAACUUGAGCGUUUGGAGCAAGAGUAA